Molecule: messenger RNA, 1521 nt
Organism: Geosmithia morbida
Lineage: Eukaryota; Fungi; Ascomycota; Sordariomycetes; Hypocreales; Bionectriaceae
Product: V-type H+-transporting ATPase subunit B
Exons: 6
Coding region: 1-1521 (506 amino acids)
Biological process (GO): ATP metabolic process; proton transmembrane transport
Cellular component (GO): proton-transporting V-type ATPase, V1 domain
Molecular function (GO): proton-transporting ATPase activity, rotational mechanism; ATP binding
Source: RefSeq, a predicted model, not a curated record
AUGAGUGACCAGUACUCGAUUGUGCCGAGGAUCAGGUACAAUACCGUCGGCGGUAUCAACGGUCCUCUGGUCGUUCUCGACAAUGUCAAAUUCCCCAAAUUCAACGAGAUUGUGACGCUCACUCUGCCUGAUGGCACGGAGCGAUCCGGCCAGGUCCUCGAGGCCCGAGGUGACCGCGCCGUCGUCCAGGUCUUUGAGGGAACGUCCGGUAUCGAUGUCAAGAAGACCAAAGUUGAAUUCACCGGCCACAGCUUGAAGAUUGGAGUCUCCGAGGACAUGAUGGGUCGCAUCUUUGACGGUUCGGGUCGUGCCAUCGACAAGGGCCCUGCGGUCCUGGCCGAGGACUACCUCGACAUCAACGGCUCCCCCAUCAACCCCUACUCCCGUGAAUAUCCCGAGGAGAUGAUCUCGACCGGUAUCUCGGCCAUUGAUACGAUGAACUCUAUUGCCCGUGGUCAGAAGAUUCCCAUCUUCUCGGCCGCCGGUCUCCCCCACAACGAGAUCGCCGCCCAGAUCUGCCGACAGGCCGGCCUGGUCCAGAAGCAGGGUAUCACUAACAAGGGCACCCACGACGGCCACGAGGACAACUUCUCCAUCGUAUUCGGUGCCAUGGGUGUCAACCUCGAGACUGCCCGUUUCUUCACCCGUGAUUUUGAGGAGAACGGCUCGCUGGAGCGUACCACCCUCUUCCUCAACCUUGCCAACGACCCUACUAUCGAGCGUAUCAUUACUCCUCGUCUCGCCCUUACGACUGCAGAGUACUACGCCUACCAGCUGGAGAAGCACGUCCUGGUCAUCCUUACCGAUCUUUCGGCCUACUGCGACGCCCUCCGUGAGGUGUCUGCCGCGCGCGAGGAGGUUCCAGGUCGCCGUGGAUACCCCGGUUACAUGUACACGGAUCUGUCGACGAUUUACGAGCGCGCUGGUCGUGUGACGGGCCGCAACGGAUCGAUCACGCAGGUGCCCAUCCUGACGAUGCCCAACAACGACAUCACGCACCCGAUCCCCGAUCUGACGGGCUACAUCACCGAGGGCCAGAUCUUUGUGGACCAGGCCAUGCACAACCGCGGCAUCUACCCGCCGAUCAACGUGCUGCCAUCCCUGUCCCGUCUGAUGAAGUCGGCCAUCGGCGAGGGAAUGACGCGCCGCGACCACGGCGACGUGUCCAACCAGCUGUACGCCAAGUACGCCAUCGGCCGCGACGCCGCCGCCAUGAAGGCCGUCGUCGGCGAGGAGGCGCUGUCGAGCGAGGACAAGCUGUCGCUCGAGUUCCUCGAGAAGUUUGAGCGCCAGUUCAUCGCCCAGGGCGCGUACGAGUCGAGGAGCAUCUACGAGUCUCUCGACCUCGCAUGGAGCCUCCUCCGCAUCUACCCGAAGGAGCUGCUCAACCGUAUCCCCGGUAAGGUGCUCAACGAGUACUACCAGCGUGCGCACAAGGACGCCAAGGCCAAGGGCAAGGCCAGGGCCGACGUCGAGGCCGCCAACAAGAAGCAGGCCGAGGAGAACCUCAUUGAUGCGUAA